Symbiodinium sp. CCMP2456 is the source of this 274-nucleotide messenger RNA. The record is from the annotation of a GenBank genome assembly. NCBI's taxonomy places the organism in Eukaryota, Dinophyceae, Suessiales, Symbiodiniaceae.
AUGGGGCUUUUGAUGGCGCCGAAUGGUUUCCUCUCACUCUGCAUCAAUGGCCGCUACGUGGUGCGUGAUGUGGCAGGAAAUCUCCCCAGCAGCCCAGCGAUCCUCCCCUUCGUGGACUUCGGGCAACGUGCGACAGCGAUUUCUCUGGAUCUUGGUGCCAAGCCACCAGAUCACAGGUUCGGUGGCUUCAGUCGCGCCCUUCUGAGCCCCGUGGUCACCUUGAAGGGCAGCGCUGCGAGACGUACCGGUGUGCAUCCAAAAGGUGCCGGCCUAG